Carlito syrichta (Philippine tarsier) is the source of this 2917-nucleotide messenger RNA. It is a transcript of the gene SMO, whose product is annotated as smoothened, frizzled class receptor. Gene Ontology annotation, molecular function: transmembrane signaling receptor activity; patched binding. The transcript has 12 exons. Gene Ontology annotation, biological process: commissural neuron axon guidance; positive regulation of smoothened signaling pathway; central nervous system development. The annotation marks the transcript as partial. The record is from RefSeq and is a predicted model, not a curated record. Lineage: Eukaryota; Metazoa; Chordata; Mammalia; Primates; Tarsiidae. Gene Ontology annotation, cellular component: cilium; dendrite; plasma membrane.
CCUCCUCUGGCUUGGAGUACCUGGCUCCUCUGGCUACCUCUUCUUAAGCCCCCAUCUCUCCUCUCUCUCACUCGACUUGGCCUCCGGAACGCCCCCCGCUGCUGGGCCGUGAUCCAGCCCCUGCUGUGUGCUGUGUAUAUGCCCAAGUGUGAGAAUGACCGGGUGGAGCUGCCCAGCCGCACGCUCUGCCAGGCCACCCGGGGUCCCUGUGCCAUCGUGGAGAGGGAGCGAGGCUGGCCCGACUUCCUGCGCUGCACCCCCGACCACUUCCCUGAAGGCUGCCCGAAUGAGGUGCAGAACAUCAAGUUCAACAGUUCGGGCCAGUGCGAGGCGCCCUUGGUGCGGACCGACAACCCCAAGAGCUGGUACGAGGACGUGGAGGGCUGCGGCAUCCAGUGCCAGAACCCGCUCUUCACCGAGGCCGAGCACCAGGAUAUGCACAGCUACAUUGCGGCCUUCGGCGCUGUCACGGGCCUCUGUACUCUCUUCACGCUGGCCACGUUUGUGGCUGACUGGCGGAACUCGAAUCGCUACCCGGCCGUCAUUCUCUUCUAUGUCAAUGCAUGCUUCUUCGUGGGCAGCAUCGGCUGGCUGGCCCAGUUCAUGGACGGGGCCCGCCGGGAGAUCGUCUGCCGGGCAGAUGGCACCAUGCGGCUAGGGGAGCCCACCUCCAACGAGACCCUGUCCUGCGUCAUCAUCUUUGUCAUCGUGUACUACGCCCUGAUGGCCGGCGUGGUGUGGUUUGUGGUCCUCACCUAUGCCUGGCACACCUCCUUCAAAGCCCUGGGCACCACCUACCAACCGCUCUCCGGCAAGACAUCCUACUUCCACUUGCUCACAUGGUCACUCCCCUUCGUCCUCACCGUGGCGAUCCUCGCUGUGGCCCAGGUGGACGGGGACUCGGUGAGCGGCAUCUGCUUUGUGGGCUACAAGAACUACCGAUACCGGGCAGGCUUCGUGCUGGCCCCGAUCGGCCUGGUGCUCAUCGUGGGAGGCUACUUCCUCAUCCGAGGAGUCAUGACUCUGUUCUCCAUCAAGAGCAAGCACCCCGGGCUGCUGAGUGAGAAGGCUGCCAGUAAAAUCAACGAGACCAUGCUACGCCUGGGCAUUUUUGGCUUCCUGGCCUUCGGUUUUGUGCUCAUCACCUUCAGCUGCCACUUCUAUGACUUCUUCAACCAGGCCGAGUGGGAGCGCAGCUUCCGGGACUACGUGCUGUGCCAGGCCAACGUGACCAUCGGGCUGCCCACAAAGAAGCCCAUCCCUGACUGUGAGAUCAAGAAUCGCCCCAGCCUCCUGGUGGAGAAGAUCAACCUGUUCGCCAUGUUUGGAACUGGCAUUGCCAUGAGCACCUGGGUCUGGACUAAGGCCACGCUGCUCAUCUGGAGGCGCACCUGGUGCAGGUUGACUGGGCAGAGCGACGAUGAGCCCAAACGGAUCAAGAAGAGCAAGAUGAUUGCCAAGGCCUUCUCCAAGCGGCGUGAGCUGCUGCAGAACCCAGGCCAGGAGCUGUCUUUCAGCAUGCACACCGUCUCCCAUGACGGGCCUGUGGCGGGCUUGGCCUUUGAUCUCAAUGAGCCCUCUGCCGAUGUCUCCUCUGCCUGGGCCCAGCACGUCACCAAGAUGGUAGCUCGGAGGGGAGCCAUACUGCCCCAGGAUGUGUCUGUCACCCCCGUGGCAACUCCAGUGCCCCCAGAGGAACAGGCCAACCUGUGGCUGGUGGAGGCAGAGAUCUCCCCGGAGCUGCAGAAGCGCCUGGGCCGGAAGAAGAAGAGGAGGAAGAGGAAGGAGGUGUGCCCACUGGUGCCAUCCCCAGAGCUGCCCCACGCUGCCCCUGCCCCCAGCGCCAUCCCCCGACUGCCUCAGCUACCCCGACAGAAGUGCCUGGUGGCUGCAGGUGCCUGGGGAGCCAGGGAGUCCUGCCGACAGGGCGCCUGGACCCUGGUUUCCCACCCGUUCUGCCCAGAGCCCAGUCCCCCUCAUGAUCCAUUCCUGCCCAGCGCCCCCGCCCCUACGGCCUGGGCCCAUAGCCGCCGCCAGGGUCUGGGGCCCAUUCACUCCCGCACCAACCUGGUGGAGGCUGAGCUCAUGGAUGCAGACUCGGACUUCUGAGCCUGCAGAGCAGGACCUGGGACGGGAAGGACGAACGGGGACCGUUUCCAGACUCUUCCUCUCCGAGAGGGCUGCCCUGGAGUCUCAUCUUCCAGCAAGCCUGGGGGCCAAGAGCCCUCCCAGAAGAGGUCUGUGUGUCAGGCUCUGAGCAGCAGGACUGGGCAAGAGCCUAAGGCCCCACCGUGAGGCCCCCAGUGGGCUGUGGCAGCCAUGACCGUCGAUGGUGUUGUUAACCCUUUGUCUAAGUAGGGACAGGCCUCCCUCUUCCAGGUGGCCAAGGGAUGCGACGUGCCGGUCCUCUCUCCCACAUCCUCUCUUAGCAAGGGGCCCUGCCCAAACCACCGUCUGUCCGCCACACCCCCCUUCCCCUCUCCCAUUUCAGUUCAGGCCACACUUCUCGUUUGUUGAUCAGGACCAAGGACUGCAGCACACACCUCCUCCCACCUUUGCUGCUGGGCCACCCUCCCUAGGAGAGAUUGGGUCCCACCAGGGCCUGGCCUGGUCUGGGGUGGAAGGCGUGCGCGACAGGGCCUCAAGAGACGGAGUAUCUUCCUCACAGCUGCUCAGGGGGCAUGGGUCCUCUUGACUUGGGGCGCUGCCCUGGGAAGCUGCUGUAGCUUCAGCCAGGCGGGAAAGCUUCCUUCAACUUCCACAACCGGUGGGUGAGGAGACCCACCUUUUGUAACCUGCUACCAUGUCUCCAGGGCCCCCCCUGUCAAGAGCAGACAGCAGAUGCCAUAGGACUGACAGGGUCCCGGGUGGCUGGGAGAAGAAGUCAGCAGCAAAUAAAAGGUUUUUGUAUAAAGUC